This is a messenger RNA of Sabethes cyaneus, 597 nucleotides long. RefSeq names its product protein Fer3-like. Gene Ontology annotation, molecular function: protein dimerization activity; RNA polymerase II transcription regulatory region sequence-specific DNA binding; DNA-binding transcription factor activity, RNA polymerase II-specific. Gene Ontology annotation, biological process: developmental process; regulation of transcription by RNA polymerase II. The transcript has 4 exons. The record is from RefSeq and is a predicted model, not a curated record. Lineage: Eukaryota; Metazoa; Arthropoda; Insecta; Diptera; Culicidae. The coding region runs from base 1 to 597 and encodes 198 amino acids.
AUGAGUGGUUUUUCCGGUGAUCCACACCAUCAUUGGGACAACGCUAACGGUCACAUGGAGCCCCCAUUUCCACCGGAAGUAUCACCGUUUACCCCGAUUUGGGGUCAGGAGAACCCAUCGCCUAUGGUGCACUAUCCUGAGUUGAUGGCCGCCGGAUUUCCUUGUGCCGAUUUAGCCAUUUGGCCUCGGCAGCAAGUGGGCAGUUUUGUGGCCCAACGACUUUCACCCCGAGCCGCUCAAUCAGGAUCACAGUCAACGACCAAAAAGACUCGCCGUCGGGUGGCCUCUAUGGCGCAGCGACGGGCUGCCAACAUUCGUGAACGACGGCGAAUGUUUAACCUGAACGAGGCUUUCGACAAACUGCGAAGAAAGGUACCAACGUUUGCGUACGAGAAACGUUUGUCACGUAUCGAAACAUUGCGAUUAGCAAUAACCUACAUCGGCUUCAUGUCGGAACUGUUGAAUGGAACUCCCACUCAUGACGGUCGUUCUCCAGAAUUGUAUCCGACUCUCGUUCAUCCGCAUCAUACCAAUCACAUUCAUCCUUCAUUUCAUCAGCGAGAAUACAUAUCUCCGUACAGUACUCAUACAGGCUGA